Acanthochromis polyacanthus (spiny chromis) is the source of this 802-nucleotide messenger RNA. It is a transcript of the gene prok1, whose product is annotated as prokineticin 1. NCBI's taxonomy places the organism in Eukaryota, Metazoa, Chordata, Actinopteri, Pomacentridae. The transcript has 3 exons. Bases 156 to 476 code for a protein of 106 amino acids. The record is from RefSeq and is a predicted model, not a curated record.
GGGAGACGCCGAGGCUCCUCUCUAAGGAGAUCUGGGAACCUUCAUGACUGGCUGAAGAGUCAGGGAUCCAGUGCGAGGUGCCGGAGAGUCUGUUUCGUGGUUGUUGCUGCUCACCGUUGAGGGCGUCGAGAGGGUCCACUUCUCCUGUUGCUGUCAUGAGCUUCAGGGCGGUGCUGCUGUCCUUCCUGCUGGUGUCUCUGAGCUGCUCCAGAGGAGCCGUCAUCACAGGGGCCUGUGAGAGAGAUAGGCAGUGUGGCUUCGGUCUCUGCUGUGCUGUUAGUCUGUGGCUGAGGGGUCUGAGGAUGUGCGUCCCCAGAGGAGUGGAAGGGGAUGAAUGCCACCCCUUCAGCCACAAGGUGCCCUACGCAGGGAAAAGACAACACCACACCUGCCCUUGUCUUCCCCACUUGGUCUGCACCAGGUACGCCGACAGCAAGUACAGAUGUACUGACGACUUCAAAAACAUGGACUUUUAACCAAACAUUGAGAUGAAAACAGAAUUGCAGAGGGCAACUUGAACCAGAAUCACCUUCACCGACUGUAUUCUUCGUUUGUUCGCUUUGUGUUGAAAUGUGAAGUUUGGAUUUUACUGAUGCACUCAACAACAAAAUGAAAAGAGAUGUAAAGGCAAUUAAACAAGAGCCUCUAUAGAUGUGAGACACUUUGUAAUCAUAAAAGCCGACGUUACCCAGAAAGUUAUUUGUGAGCCAUUAAAACAUCUGCCUUUUUUUGUGUGCUAAUUUUAUGUUAAUUUAUCAAGAGAAAAUGUACGAGCGUUACUGUCAAUAAAAGUAUAACAACA